Boleophthalmus pectinirostris (great blue-spotted mudskipper) is the source of this 3839-nucleotide messenger RNA. Its product is annotated as sterile alpha motif domain-containing protein 3-like. The record is from RefSeq and is a predicted model, not a curated record. The transcript has 6 exons. Bases 289 to 1812 code for a protein of 507 amino acids. NCBI's taxonomy places the organism in Eukaryota, Metazoa, Chordata, Actinopteri, Gobiiformes, Gobiidae.
UCAAAGCCUUGAACUCAAGCGUUCACGCAUGCGUCGUUAGUACUAUGCACGGGGUUUCCUGCUGCUGCCACGGGCUGCUGCUUAACCAUGUGCUAAACUUUGGUCACACUAGCUUCAAGAUAGCUCCUACAUCGUGGAAGGUUAGAAUGCAGUGUAAAGUUUGCAAAUUUCAACACCAGAGUCUGAAGGUCCUCCUGAAGCACUACCGAUUGCAUCAUCAUCAAGGCCGACCCUUUCAACUGCCGUGCUUGUAUACAGAUUGCAGCUGUACAUUUAAAAGAAAAGGUCAUGCGGCUCCGUGUGAUAUUGGCCCCUGAUAACAUCAGGAAAUUGGACAUCUUGGAAAUUCUCACUUCAGAAGAACAGUUAAAAAAAAUACUUAAAGAAAAGCUGGAUAUCAAAAAUGAUUUUCUUGUUCAGUUUGAAGAUCCCGAAUUUGGGAAUGAACCUUGCAAUUUAACUUCAAUAACUGAACUUCCAAGUGACAAAGUGGUGUUGCACAUAAUUCAGAAGUCGGCUGAUUCAGAUGUGUCGUCAUUGGACACAGCAAGUGUAUCAUCAGAGAGCUCAUGCCUAAGUUCCCCAGCCAUGGCAAACAAACAGCGUGAAAGUUUACAGUGGCCAUCUGUAUUUGUGAUUCCACAGUUUUCAUAUGAUGUGGAACUACGCCUUGAAAAGGCAAACAAAGACUUCACAGAUAAUGGAAAACUACUACUAAUGAUUCCUAGGGACAUGAAGAUUGACAUCCUGGAUGAAUUAGCUCAGGCAAUAUUCACAUUCAAGGCCUAUCCAACGGCAGAGGAGCUUGAGGAUGUUGCUAUUGCGCUUGUCAAGAAGCACCCAUGUCUCAGGGAUCCAGGACCAGGAAAAGGCCAUCGUAGCUGGAUAAUGAGUCUAAGAUACAAGAUGGGGAACUAUCGCCAAAAACUCAGUUCAGCUGGAUGUUCCGAAGUGCUUGUGAAUCGAAAAAGACAAAAUAAUACUGAUUGUAGACGUAUAAAGAAAGCAAAAAGAUGUGAGGUAAAUUUUUUACCAGACAAUCCAAGUGGGCAUUCAGAUACUUCUCUGGAAAAUGAAAAAGAUGCCCUCAAGGAAGAAAUGAAGAAAAAAAACAAAAAAAUGGACCUCAUUCAGAUGAAGAUGGAGCUAACAUUUUCUUUGAGAAGAAAAGAGAUAGUCAUGGAGCAACCUCUCGUAGCUGACAUCCUUCUACAGUGGCCGGCUUUGUUUUUGCCUGAGCAGAUCAGUGCAGAGUUUUUCAGGAUCACUCAAACAAAUCUGAUGAGCAGAUUUUUUACUGCAUUGGAUGAAUAUGCUCCAAAAAUGAUUAAGCUGUACAGAGCACGUGCUGGGGCAUGUGGAGCAGCUAUGAAGAAACUAUUAGAAGAAGUUGAUGAUCAACUCACUGGAGUGCUCGCCUUCAGGAAAGCUGCAGCCCUUCGAGGUUUGCCCUUGAUCAUGAAAGAAGAACCUGGGCACUUCCUGAAGACAUGUCUGGAUACAGAGCCAGAAGAGAACUGCGUAACAGGAAUGAGGAUGGGCAUCCUUACGGUUGUUGAAGAUGAUGCUGCCACUAUUCUGCCAAAUACGAGGGGCCAUGCUAUUGUUCUUGAAGAACAGAUAGUGGUUGACGACGUAAGUGACCUGCCAACAGCUUUUGCGCUUUUAUUUGGUCUUAUUUAUAACCUGAACAUGGACUAUCCCAACCAACUUAAGUACACAUUUGAAGCAUUGCAGAAAGUGUUUAUGUGCCUGGACACUGACUGUUCAGCCAGAGUUCAGUCAUUCAAAAACAAAAUCUUGAAGUAUUAGGAAAAGUGCAUAUGACAGGUUUUGAUGGUUCUCUCAUUUCUGUUUAAUUUGGUCAGUUAAUAACAUUUGUGAAUAUAAAUUGUACUAGUAUAUAAAUCAAGAAGAAAUUUGCAAAGAAAAGUUGAAAAAAUAUGUCGAACAUUGCAGGAUGUGUAGACUUCUAAAGUUCCACACAGAUGACAUUGCACUAGGGAGAAUUCAAAACUUGUGUGCAAUUUAUGCAUUUUUCUGACACUUUUAACAUUAUUUCAGCAAAAUAAAGAGCUUAUUAUAGUUUUACUUUUCCAAUUUUGUACAUUAGAGGAGUUUUGGCCUGGUAUACAUCAUGGUACUUUAGUUAUGUAAUUCCCUAGUGUGAUGUCACGAUUUCCACCCAGGAAGUGAAAUCUGAAACUUCAAAAAAUGGCCAAACUUGGGGAAAAAUGUAAAAAAAAAAAUUUUUUUUUUAGAAAAAUCUUAAAUAUAAUCACUAUACUUUAGUGAAAUAAGUGCUACAACCUGUCAGGCUCUUUAAGUUUUUCAGUGGUACUCAUUUUGGAAAAAGAUGGAUCGGUGCAUCUGUAGUUACACGUUCAUUUUGAGUGCUUACCGAUAAAGAUACAUUAUUUUUACAGAGUUCUAUUACAGAGGUAAAUCCAAUUCAUUAUUUAGCCUGUUAUCCAAAUUAGUAUUCAGCUCAUCAGCCCCAUUUCAUUAUAUAGGCUAAGUUAUAAUUCCUUUAUAGUAUAGCCUUUUACUUAUUUGAAGGGUUGUUUUUAAGGUGUUACUAUGAUAGUUAGCUUUGUUGUUAAUUUUAAGAUACAUUCACCUUUUCGGAUAAAUUAAACCCUUGUGCCUUGUUGAAAAAAUGCAUACAAUGUGGGAGUGUUUCAUACAAAUUGUAUAUUUUGGUUUAUAAACGGGUAUAAAAUAUAUUUUUUUAAAUAGGGAAGGGGUUCUCUUUAAAAUUACAUGUUGGGAUUAAAAAUUACCAUAAUUUGCCAGUUUUUGCCCCUUUCCACCUUCUGCCAAUUAAUAAAAAAGUGAUAUAAUGGAAUUAUAAUUAAAUGUAUUUCACUCUUAUCAGUGUGAUGGGGAAUAUGGACUUUGGGCCAUUUAUGUAAAAUCAACUUGAAAGGAAACAAAAAUUGCAUUAAGAAUGUUUUGUACAAAUUGUGCAUUCCGAUUUCUGAACUGCCUUAAAAUCGUCACAUGUUAAUAUUCUUAAAUUUUUAGAUGGAGAAAUACAGAUGUAUAGAUGGAUAUGGAGAUGGAUGUAUAGCAAUUGCACCAAAAACUAUUUUCAGAGUUAUCACAAUAAAUGCACCUUUAGAUACACAAAUUUGCCUUAACAAGGCACAAGGGUUAAAUGAGAAUUUAGCUAAACUGUUAAAUACAAUUUUAACAGCCAACAUCUGUUAAGUUUAUCCUUAAGGUAGCUAACAAACUUUUAAUGGAUGUGAAAUGUUAAGUUUAUAUGCAUACUUGAAUAUACUAAAGAAAAUUUAUAUUUUGUAUGUAAUUUUAUUGAAGUUUUAACCACAUAAAGGUUUUAAAAUGUUACUUGUUAAUUGUGAAGUACAAGUAUAUGUCUGCACUUUAAAAAUGUUUGUUGCAACUGCACUUAUAUUAAAGAGGGGGUAUUAUGCCAAAUAGUUCUCUUCAGGGCCUUAUUUGACCCUUCCUUAUAAAACAUGUUAAUGCGUUGUUUUUGGCAACUAUAGCAUUUUCAAAACAAUAAAAUAACAUGGUGAUCUAAAUGUUACCUUGUAGAAGUAAAAUACACCCUCUUUAAGAAUGGUUGUCAGAGUAGCAGUUUGAUUUUAGAAAAAAGAGCUCCUGUUGGAAGGACUGACUGUUUUGGAAUUUGUUUCAAUAAAUGACACUUUAAAGUUAAAUUUAUUUUGUACUUGCAGGUUUUUAGAUCAUUUGGUGUGUGUUAAUUGUAUGUACUUGACUUUCUUAGCUUGGGCUUGAAGACUUAAAUUUAACAAUUCACUCUUAAAACUUUAAAUAGUGUGUGCAGUUGCUGCAAAGCUUUUUUGAGU